UCCUAGCAACAGACGCAGGAGACUGUUAAACCGCCUGGACCUGCGAGAUGGAGAUGGAUGUAUUGGCUACAAGCAAUCGCUUUUCAGUAGAAGGCGACAACCUGACCCUGGACCCAGACCUGUAUGAAGCUGACAGCUAUGACAUCCCAGACCCUGGGCUGCUCAAAGAAAAGAAUGAGCCAUCAUCCUCAGAGCCGGUCUUGAAGCUUUUUACCAGGAGCUCCUGGUGGCACAGUAUGACCCCUGGCACCCGUGCCCGCCAGCUGUGGCUGCUGCUGCGUACAAGCCUCCACAGCUUUGUGGAAAAGGAAAAGAGAUCCGAGUUGCGUGUGGCUUGCUUGACACAUGGAUUGGAGCCACUGCGCCGCCUGGAGGUAGCAGCAGGGCUAUGUUCAGUGGCGCAGGACCCAGUGGGUAGACGUUUUGUGGUGCUGGACGGUGUAGGUUGCCUGCACCUGCACAGAGAGGAUGGCUGGGCGCAGGAGAAGCUGCUGGCCCCCACUGCCCUCAGGGGGCUGGUGGUAGUGCCAGGUCCGCUGGGCUCUGUGGGCCGCUAUGUGGGCUGGGGCCCCGCAGGGCUGGCCAUACUAAGGCCGGAUCUCAGCCUGCUAUGGCUGAGUGAGCCAAGGGUGGGUCGGGCGCCCCACGGAGAGCCCAUCUACUGCCUGCCAGUGCCUGACUUGGGGCUGCUGCUAGUAGUGGAGGCAGGCGGCGGCCUGGCGCUCUGGAAGUUCCGUUUAGGGGGUCGCUGUCUGGUGCCUAGUGGGUCACCUCUACUGCCUCCGCCAAGCUCCACCCAUGCUCUCGUUGGUCUGGCUCUGGGGCCCCUGCCUCCCCACCACCCUCCGCGCUGCUUCGCAGCCUAUGGCUCAACCGUAGUCACCUUUGACCUGCACGCCUGGGCUGUCGUAGAUGUGCACCAGAAACUGCACAAAACCACCAUCUCCGAUUUGGCAUACUGUGGAGAGGUAGAGGCCACGGUGACGGCUUCCCGAGACAGCACGGUGAAGGUGUGGGAGGCCGACUGGCAGAUCCGGAUGGUGUUUGUGGGCCACACAGGCCCAGUGACAGCUCUGGCCGUGCUCCCGAACACACCCCUGGUGCUGUCAGCCUCACAGGACGGGACGCUUCGCACAUGGGACCUGCAAGCAGUGGCACAGGUGGGCGAAGUGAUGCUGAGCUACUGGGGCCAGGACAUGCGGUCAGGCAGCGUGAACCGCCUACUGGCACCCGCCAGUCCUGGCUGGCCGGUGCUCUCCUUGCGUGCAGGCAGCGUGGAGCUCUGGCGCCUGCGCGAGCUGUACUCGCCAUUGGCCCAGCUGUCAGCACCAGUGCUCCACCUGCAGGUGGCGCCCGCGCUGCCCUUGUCCUCGCGCCCUGCUCUGCCAGCACGCCUCGUGUGCGCAUGCGCAGAUGGCUCCGUCUACCUCGUGUCCGUGGCUACGGGGCUAACCGUGAGCGCACUGCUGCUUGAGCCCGAGGACUGUGCCGCCGCCGUGGCCUACUGCUUGCCACGUGAAACGCUGUGGCUGCUAACCCGCGCCGGGCACCUGGUGUGUGCCAACGCGGCGUGCCACCCUAUGUGCGUGCUGUACCGCGCGUGCCCACCACCACCCCCAGCGCCCAGGCCCUGCUGCCUGCACCUCUACAGCCACCUCAUAGACCCCAGCAGUGCGUUUGCCAGCUGGAAGAUCGUGCGCCAGCACGGGGGCGAGCCGUGCCACAGCGACAUCCAGGCUUGGAAAGACAAGAACCGGUACCUGCCGGUGCUGGGACACGCGGAUGGCACCCUGUCAGUGCUGGAGUGGCGCACAUGGAAGGCUGUCUUCCAUACACAGGCACAUAGCCCCGGCCCGGUCAUCGCCAUUUCGUCUACCUGGAACAUCAUGGUGUCCUCGGGCAGAGACUUGACCGUGAAGAUGUGGCGUGUCUUCCCUUAUGCUGAGGAGAGCUUGAGCCUGCUGCGCACCUUCUCCUGCUGCCACCCUGCCCUGGUGCUCUCUGCGCUUGGCAAUCGCGUCACUGUGGGCUUUGAGGACUCAGACAGUGCUACUUACGGUCUGGUGCAGUUUGGCCUGAAAAACAGCCAACGCUAUGACCAUCGGCCCCAGGACGACCCCACGGACCACAUCACCGGCUUGUGCUGCUGUCCCACGCUCAAGCUGUAUGCCUCCUCCAGCCUGGACUGCACCAUCCGGAUCUGGACCACAGACAACCACCUACUGCGGCUCCUGCAGCUGAAUGGAGCCCCUCAGGCCCUGACCUUCUCCAACAACAGUGGGGACCUGGUGCUGGCUCUGGGCUCCCGCCUCCACCUGGUAUCUCACAGGCUCUACCUGCCCACAUCCUACCUGGUUAAGAAGCUGUGCCAGGAGGUCCCUGAUGUGGUGGACGACCCUCCACUGCCACUGACCAGCCAGGAAUCACUGACCUCAGCCCAGCUGCAGAGGCUCGCCAACCUGCAUGGGGUUUCCAGUCUCAGCACGGCCUUGUCUUUCAUCCAUUGCCAGAUGGCAGCACCUCAGCAGCCACUGUUGGAGGAGGACCUGGAAGCCUUAGUUGCCCGGGACUAUGACCUUCAGCGGCUGAGACUGGGGCAGGUGGUCCCAGCAGUGCGGCCCCCACCCUCCUGGCAGCAGCAGCAGGAGGCCUUUGACCACUACCUGCAGCUGGUCUACGGCCCGGCCCUGCUGGGCAUUUGUUCCGGAGGAGCCGAGUCACAGUGGUGGAACACCGUGACCCUUACAGCGGAGAGAGAAACCUGGGAUGUCUGCACCCUGCCCCAAGCUGCCCCCGGUCUCGGGAAGGCGGGGGUCUGCACCGAAACCUCCAUACCGCCAACAGCCCUGCCCCUGCAGGACUGGAAGGCACUGUGCCUUCCCCAGAUCACCUGUCCCAUCCCACCUCCCCACCGGGGAGCACACAGCAGGGAAUCCCAGAUGCUGGCCCGUUCCUCCCUGGGCUCCUCCCUGGGCCUCAGUGUGGAUCUUCAGCUGCAAUUGGAGCAACUCCCCCAUGAGAGGCCCGUGGCCCCAGACUCACUGUCUUCCCACCUGCAGCACAGGGUCCCCCUGCUGCUGGAGAGGCGGCCCAAGGAGCUUCUCUCUAACUUCAGGGGCUUCUUUCCUGCUGCCAUUGAGCCCUACAAGGACCUGCCGAGGCCCAUCCGCUUCCCAGGCUGCGUCCCCAACUCCGUGGUGCUGCAGCAGAUGUGGCCACCCAGGGAAGUCAGGGUCCCUGGAGCCCAGGCCUGGCUCACCAGCCAGGGCUCACUCAAGUCAAGGGGGAGCCAGCAGGAUGAUUGGUGGCCGUCUCGGAGUAGGAGGCGCCACACCACGUGGCCGCAGAAGCUGAUCCAUUGGUUGGACAAGGGCGAGGAGGAUGAGGAGGAGGAGGAGGAAGAGGAAGACAAGGAUUUGGAUCUGGAUUGGACCUCAGACUUCCUGAGCCCCCACCCAGGGCUGUCCCAGGAGCUACUGGAGUUUGAGGAGCCAUGGGCCCAGAGCUUGGCGUCCUUGACUAAGAGAAGCUCCAGAGACAGCUCCAGGAUGGAGAACUACCUACACCCCCACUGGUACCACUACCAGCACUCGCUGUUGGAAGAGCGCUAUGGGCAUCUGCCCAGGUUCCUGCGUUUCUUUGCCAUCCAGAACUGGUUCAAAAAGCUGUUCCCCAUCUUCACCCUGGAGGCAUACCCCGAAGUGGGCACAGUGGAUGGCUUGGCCUCUCUGUUCAUGGACCUGCUGGAGGAGGCCUCCUGGGAGGACCGAGUGCACAUCCUGUAUGCGUUGCUGAGGCUGAUGCCUGACAUGAGCCGAGACCUCUGUAGCAGGCUGCACGCCAUCCUCCUGUACCUGCUCAACCUGGACCAUCCCCCCAGCCUCCAGGUCAGGACGCAGAAGCAGUUUGUGAUGCUGGCACUGCAGCUGGUGCUGGCCUGCUCCCUGGAGUCCCAUGAGGUGGUGCUGGAGCUCAUGUCCUACUUCCUCUACUCGCCAGUCUCCUGCCGGUCUGAGCUCAAGGAGCUGCUGGACGGACUAGGCCUUCAGGACCCAGAGGGCCUCCUGUUCAAGGAGAUGGUGACCUGGGCCCAGGGCCUGGACCUGGAGUCCAAGGCUGUGCUGCGCAUUUGCUGUAGCCAGAAGCUGGAGGAGAUGAUCCACCACCUGCAGGUCUGGUGGGAGGGGGGGGGGGCGGGCCUCCCGCCAGUGGAGCCCCUGGCCUUCUCCUGGGGCCGCCCCCAAGUCCAGGGAGGAGGGCCAAGUGAGGCUGCUGGGCUCCUCGCCUCACUCCAACGUCGUGCGACACCUGCCUCCGUGGUCUCUGUGUCUCUCGGGAUCUUCCUGCUCCUUCCUGGGAGGGAGUCUGCACUGGGGUCAGGCUGGGAUCCAGGACCAGCACCACUCCCUGGGCCCCCAUGUGUCCUCCACUGGCCACCCCCCCGCAGAUGGAAACCUCAACCAUCAGUAGCCAAGUUGUCGGAGAUGCUGCCCAAGGUCUCGGAGACCUCAGUGCUUUCGCCCCGGUCCAAGGAGACCCUGUCACCGAUGUCCACAGUCUCCGGGGUACCCAUUUGCAUCUGUGUGACGCCCUCAUUCCACUCCGGGACGCCUUCCCUGGUGACCUCGCCUGGGGAGCCAGGUUUGGCCGCCCUGGAGUCCCAGACCCACGACAGGUUCCCACUGAUGCACGCCUGGCACACCUGCUGCACACUCUCCGAGACACUGAUGCCCUUCUCCUCCCUGGCCGAGCUCCGGCUGCCCUCCGUGGAAUCUGACGCACUGCCCAACCACCCACUGCUCCUGGAGCAGACGGACUGGUCACAGUCAAAGAUAAUGGACCUGGGGCCAAUUGACGCCCUCAACUAUUUCUGCGAGCUGCAGCGGGUGCGGCGGCUGAGUUCCCUGCACAGCAAGGAGCCUGAGAGCCCACGCCUAAGCCAGAGGACACUGGGCCCCAACGCCGUGGUGCCACAGUUCCGCCCCCACCCGCCCAACCCCAUCCUUCCGCUUCAGGAGACCAAGAUCCGGAGGUCUCCAAAGAGACAGAGGGCCUCAGGCCGAAUGCUGUCCUGGCACCGGGAGGGCCUCCCCCUCGAAGGCCCCAUCCGGACACUGAAGCUGCCGCUGCCUCGGGUGGAAGUACGGCCUUUCCCCUCGGACUGGCCCCGGCCUGCGCGUCCGCUGCCACCCCUGCUUCUGCAGCCUGCUCUGCAGCGCUACUUCCUGCCGGACCACGCGGACCCCGACAGCUACAGCUGACCUGGCCUGAUGCUGCUCCCGGCCAGCCUCCCCUUCCCUCCAGGGAAGGGCUCAGGACUCAGCUCUUCACUGGGCUGUUUGCCCCUGGCAAACAGGGGCUGCAUGAGGCUGCAAUAAAGUGCAGCCACCAAACUGGGUGCCACAUCAU
Molecule: messenger RNA, 5409 nt
Organism: Artibeus jamaicensis (Jamaican fruit-eating bat)
Lineage: Eukaryota; Metazoa; Chordata; Mammalia; Chiroptera; Phyllostomidae
Gene: WDR97
Product: WD repeat domain 97
Molecular function (GO): protein binding
Source: RefSeq, a predicted model, not a curated record